Messenger RNA from Tigriopus californicus, 1898 nucleotides. Its product is annotated as ionotropic receptor 21a-like. The record is from RefSeq and is a predicted model, not a curated record. Lineage: Eukaryota; Metazoa; Arthropoda; Copepoda; Harpacticoida; Harpacticidae. Gene Ontology annotation, molecular function: glutamate-gated receptor activity. The transcript is spliced from 2 exons. The coding region runs from base 38 to 1849 and encodes 603 amino acids. Gene Ontology annotation, cellular component: membrane.
UUUCACGACCAACUCACGAUUCAUUCCUCAUCUAACAAUGGAACAGGCAACAUCUUGGUACUUCUUUGGAAUGGGUUGUAUUCUUAUUAGCUACAUCCUACCCCAAUGUCACUCGACGUCUUUCGCGAUAAUGGCCAACAUAAUCGAGCUCCAUCGUUCUGAAUUUCACGUCGGGGAAUGUUCCACUGUCAUCCAUGAUCACAACUUCGACUACCAAAUGUCCAACAUAAUCAUGCCAAUUGUGGUCCUCUCUCCUUCAAUGGAUCAAAGGGUGGUUGGCAGUUCCAUUCAGGCAUGCUCCGUCUUGAUUUUGCACAUCCAUAACCCAGUGAACUUCGCCAAGAAAUUCAAGCACUACAUAAAAGUCGACAAAAUGAUGUUAAUCGCGGUGACCGACAUCUCUCAAGCUUCGGACAUGACUUUUCGAACGUUUCUGAGGGCGAUUUUUAUUGACGCUGGUGGCCAAGAAAUGUGGCGUCGAUCCAGCAUCUUUACCAAUGAGCUGAUCUCUUGGAACGCCGCUAAUUCAAUUGAGCCAGUGGAACUAAUCAAGUUCGACGGAGUCUCGAUAAAGAGCGUGGCUUUUCACAAUCCUCCAUUUUCGAGGCUCAACUUCAAGACAGGUGAACAUGGUGGAUACGAGUAUCGAAUCGCCAAAGGAUUAGUGGAUGCGAUUGGACUGAAGCUCACCAUUUUCACGCCCACCGAUGGCGAAAGGUGGGGGUUCGAGGUUCCGCCCAAGAGCGGAAAUUUUUCCGGUUUGUUGGGCGAAAUCAUGGGAGGGAAUGCAGAUAUGGCUUGGGCAAAUCUGUUCACUGAAGUCUAUCGUAUGAGUUUCAUGGACUUUACCGACUGGUAUAACAUGGAUGAAGUCUGCUUCUUGGUGCCCAGAUCCCGGUCCUAUUCCAAAAUCUUCGCACUCAUAAUGCCGAUGGACUAUUUCACAUGGUUUGGGUUUCUUGGGUCUGUGGUGGCUUUCUUUUUGGUCUUUGCCACAUUCUACUAUCAAGAGGUUGGCGGCUGGAAACGAGAAGCGGAGAACGUGAUGCCCUUCGUCACUGCGAUUGCUUUGAACCAGUCGAGUCCUUGGACGUUCAAGUUACGCACUCAAGGUCUGAAAUGUUUGACGGCAGUCUUCUUGAUCACCAUGUUUGUACUAUUAAGCGGAUAUUCGGCUGCCCUAAAAACAUUUCUGACCAUCAACAUUUAUCCAACUCCGGUGAAUACCUAUGACGACUUGGAUACCUUGGUCCAAACGCAGAACCUCAAAGUGAGCGUCUGUUGCUCUUCCAUCAUUGACGCUCUCCGAAUUACGACGGUGGAAUCCCUUCAAAGGGUGGCCGAUCGACUGGUGCAACCAGUUCGAGGGAGUCUGAAUCCGUUUUUGAAUGUUUCUUUAGGGACUCAUAUCAUUCCACAAGGUCGAAAUAAACUGGAGAUCGCUAUCCGUCAACAAUUGACAAACAAAUUGGGACAAACCAAUGUGCAUAUUAUGGAUGAAUGCUUCUUGUCCUUACCCAUCGCUUUUGGAUUGAAGAAAGAUAGCCCAUUGAAACCCAUGUUUGAUUACAAGCUCCGGCAAUUACGUGAAGCUGGGCUUGUCGAAAAAUGGAUCGCAGAUGAAAUUAGUUCGUUUGGGAAGUUUGAAAAGAGCUUUGGGACAAGAGCUCGUGAAGCCGAAGCUCUGACACUUUAUGAUCUACAAGGAGCCUUUAUCGUAUUUCUGGCCGCUUUGGGAUUCGCUAUCGUGGCUUUGGUGCUCGAGUGGAUUUGGAAACUUAUUGAUUUUCAUUGCACGCUCAGAACUCAAGGAAAUUCCCUUAAACCGACUGAACAAACUCCUACUUAAUUGUAAAAAAAACAUCUCUUGAGCAUAUGAGAGGCGAUAAUUAGACAUA